AAAUAGGAUGGGAUGAUGAGCAAGAAGUGGUGCCUGCCUGCCUCUGGUUUUUCAAGUCCAACAACCUCCUCUCCUUACCGCUAAUGCUAACUCCCCUCUUUCCAUCUUUCUCUCUCUUCUUCUUCUUCUUCAUCUCCCUUCAUCAUCCAUGGAAGUUAACAACUUCUCUUUCAACCACCGCUCCCUCCGAUUAACCUCUCCCCUCUCUCUUUCCUCUCCCCGUACACACUUCCUCGGUUUCAACCAUACUCUCAAGCCACCUGCUUCUCCAGCUCCAUCAAUUCGCUCUCGAAACAAAACCAACAGGUUAAGUCUUCUUCGCCUCCAUUCACCGCGUUUCGUCUUCAAGGCUUCUUUUCACUCUCACUCUCUUAUAGUCGUUGUCGUCGUUGUUACUUUAUCUGCUGUUUCCUUGCUUCACUUCACUCUCAACAAGAGAAAGAAGAAUCUCAACCAGGGACAUGCAAAAUAUGCAUUAUCGCCACAAGGAAGUAAUGUUGGGAACCAGGUCAUUGACAGCCAGAUUCUUGGUUUUCCAAAAUUUCAAAGGGAUAACUCGCUGAGCGAAAUUGGGAAGUUAAAUGAUAUCAACGGAAAGGAAAACCAUGUUUUUGAGGACCAAGAGGUCCACCUUCAAUUUUUGCAAUCUUCUAUGGUGCAAGAAACUGCCUUGAAGACUCAGACGAUAGAUUCAUCUUCGUCUGUUCUUGACUCUAGUGUCAAUGAUAACAGCUCCGAGGUAUUAGAGGAGCCUUUUUUAUCUGUGACUUUCCAAUCAGGUUCAUUAGAACCUAUAGCUUUUGCUGAGGAAAUGACUCUACAAGUGGUAGAAAAUCAAGAUGUAGUUGACUCUGAUCUCGAGUUGCCUUUGAGUAUGGUCAAACCUGAGCAUGAUGCUUCUUCUGUUGAUGUAGACAAUGCACUUUCUACAAUCAAUGAACAUACUAAAGAAAAAAUUGAACUUCGUGCCAUCAAAAGUGGUGUCCUUUUUGGCGAAUCUGUUAGGGAAGGGCUGUACAUGUUUUAUGAGGACAAAAAUUCUGCCUCCGGAUCCAUGAAACCCCUGAGUAGUAAUGAGUCAUUAUCUACCGGUGCUUCUUUUGCGAAUAGCAAAGGAUUUCCAUCUGCAAUAGGAAAUACCAGCGUGAAUGGAUUAAGAUUAUCUACAGAUAUUUCUCAACGAAAUGCAGAGUUUGUUGAAGGAGCAGUUAAAAUUUCCAGUCACAGAGAAGGCUUCCCUCGACAACAUGUAAGUAAAAACUUGAGAAAAGCCGGAAGAUAUCUGAGAGACAGGGAAAGGAACUAUAUGGAUCAUAAUAGUAACAAAGUUUUGCCCCAGAGUUCCCACUCAGUCAGGGUGCAUGUCGAUCAGAAAAAGGAUAAAAUCAGGGUCCACGAUGGUCAGAAAAUUGAUCCUUCAAAGCAUCUAAGCAAAUAUAGUUACUUGCUAAAAGCUGGCAGGCUACGUGAAUGUGUAGAAUUGCUUAAAGAUAUGGAAAUGAAGGGUUUAUUAGAUAUGACUAAGGCUUAUCAUGCCAAGUUUUUCAACAUCUGCAAGAAACAAAAAGCUGUUAAAGAAGCUUUUGAUUAUAUUAGGCUUAUUCCAAAUCCAACAUUGAGUACGUUUAAUAUGCUUAUGUCGGUGUGUACAAGCUCCCAAGAUUCAGAAGGGGCUUUCCAAGUUAUGCAGCUUCUUAAGGAUGCUCAACAAGAUCCUGAUUGCAAACUUUAUACUACUCUGAUAUCAACUUGUGCAAAAACUGGGAAAGUUGAUCUAAUGUUUGAAGUAUUUCACACGAUGGUUAAUUCUGGAGUGGAACCUAACGUUCAUACCUAUGGGGCGCUUAUUGAUGGUUGUGCUAGAGCUGGUCAAGUAGCUAAAGCAUUUGGUGUAUAUGGGAUAAUGAGGUCAAAGAAUGUGAAGCCAGAUCGUGUUGUUUUCAAUGCACUUAUUGCUGCAUGUGCACAGUCAGGAGCAAUGGCUCGUGCCUUUGACGUGGUAGCAGAAAUGGAAGCUGAAAUACAACCUAUUGAGCCAGACCACGUAACUUUUGGUACAUUGAUGAAGGCAUGUGCAAAGGCUGGUCAGGUUGAACGAGCACGUGAAGUGUAUAAGAUGAUACAACAAUAUAAUAUAAAGGGAUCUUCAGAAGUUUACACAAUUGCAAUUAAUUCUUGUAGUCAAACUGGAGAUUGGGAAUUUGCACGUAGUGUAUACGAUGACAUGACCCAGAAAGGGGUGCUCCCUGAUGAGAUGUUUCUUAGUGCACUAAUAGAUGUUGCUGGGCAUGCUCAAAAUCUGGAGGCUGCUUUUGAUAUAUUACAACAGGCCCGGAAAGGAGGAAUACAGAUUGGAAUGAUGACAUAUAGCUCAUUGAUGGGUGCCUGUAGCAAGGCAAGAAAUUGGCAGAAAGCAUUGGAGCUAUACGAACAUCUUAAAUCUCUUAAAUUGGUGCAAACAGUUUCAACUGUUAAUGCUUUGCUCACUGCUCUUUGUGAUGGGGAUCAAUUUCAGAAGGCUUUGGAGGUUUUAUCUGAAAUGAAAGGAUUAGGAUUGCGCCCAAACAGUAUCACAUUCUCAAUACUUAUCGUGGCAAGUGAGAAGAAGGAUGAUAUGGAAGCAGCUCAAAUGCUCUUUUCUCAAGCCAAAAAGGAUGGUGCACCCCCUACUCUCAUCAUGUGUAGAUGCAUAAUUGGAAUGUGCCUGCGGAGAUUUGAGAAAGCUUGCCUUGUUGGUGAACCUGUUUUAUCUUUCGACUCAGGACGGCCACAAGUUAAUAAUGAAUGGACAUCACUGGCUUUAACGGUGUAUCGUGAAACAAUCGGAGCUGGUGAAAAGCCUACAAGUGAACUAUUGUCACAAAUUCUGGGAUGCAUGAAAUUCCCUUACGAUACAUAUCUGAAAAAUAGACUUGUUGAGAACCUGGGAGUGAGUUCUGAAACCUCAAGAAAUUCAAACCUCUGUUCAUUGAUAGAUGGAUUUGGUGAAUAUGAUCCUCGUGUUUUUUCAAUACUUGAGGAAGCUGCUUCAUAUGGAGUUGUUCCAUCUGUGUCAUUUAAAGUGAAUCCUAUUGUUAUUGAUGCUAAAGAAUUGCAUGCUUUUACUGCUGAGGUAUACCUCUUAACUGUUUUGAAAGGCCUCAAGCAUCGACUAGCAGCAGGUGCAAGACUACCCAAUUUAAUCAUUUUAUUGCCUGUAGAAGAAACAAAAGUUUCGUCUCCCAAUGGGGAAAAGAUUAUUAUACUUGCAGAAAGAGCUGGCCAAGCAGUUGCAGCGUUGUUCAGGAGGCUUCAUAUUCCCUACCAGGGUAAUGAAUCGAAUGGGAAACUUAGAAUAAAUAGUCUGGGCUUGAUAAAAUGGUUUCAGCCAAAGCUUGCAUCUCCAUUCAGCGGUUUACCAGGUGACUGGAGCUCAUCUGAAUCACGACUGGGCAAAAAUAUUAGCCAUCAGCAGCGAAACAUUCGAACUGGCAAUCUAUCUUUGGACUAAGAUUGAUUACCAUCGUUAAUACUUGCUCUCCAUUGCUAAUAUUUUUUCAAUAGAAGUUGAAAUUCUCUUUAUCCUAAUGGUAUAGUAGAAGAGUAGUGAUCUAGACCCAAGAAAGCUGCAUAUAAUGCCUUCUUGAGUGCUGAGGCCAUUGAAUGCUAAGAGCAGGGUAAGUGUAGGACAUUGCCGCAAGUACAUUUUGACAUUUUGAUGAACGAACCACAAUUGAAUAUAAGAUGGCAAAGAUCUCGUUCUUGUGAUUACCCACAGCUACGUGGCCUUUGCAACGCGGAUUAUAUAAAUGUUUGAUGAUAGAGAUGCUGAUAUUUGUUAAUGUAUGCGUUAUUGCUACCUGUAUUGUUUUUGCCAGAACUCUCUAGGUGUAUACUAAAAAGUAGACAAAUAAAGAAAUAUGUAUAUCAGAUGAUUUUGGUGUUGAUAUUUAUAAGUUCUUCCAAUAUAUAUGUACUAUCCGCCGAUUCGAGAAUGA
Cicer arietinum (chickpea) is the source of this 3977-nucleotide messenger RNA. Its product is annotated as pentatricopeptide repeat-containing protein MRL1, chloroplastic. The record is from RefSeq and is a predicted model, not a curated record. Lineage: Eukaryota; Viridiplantae; Streptophyta; Magnoliopsida; Fabales; Fabaceae. Gene Ontology annotation, molecular function: protein binding.